Coregonus clupeaformis (lake whitefish) is the source of this 3625-nucleotide messenger RNA. RefSeq names its product ephrin-A5b (gene efna5b). Gene Ontology annotation, molecular function: ephrin receptor binding. Bases 1035 to 1727 code for a protein of 230 amino acids. The record is from RefSeq and is a predicted model, not a curated record. Gene Ontology annotation, cellular component: external side of plasma membrane; plasma membrane. Gene Ontology annotation, biological process: regulation of actin cytoskeleton organization; regulation of cell-cell adhesion; axon guidance. The transcript has 5 exons. NCBI's taxonomy places the organism in Eukaryota, Metazoa, Chordata, Actinopteri, Salmoniformes, Salmonidae.
CUGCCUUUGCUCUCACUUUCCCUCUCGUCUCGUUGAAUCUGAACAUCAGAUGAAAGAAUCACAUGAAUCAACAGUGUUUUAUUUUUUCUCUCCAAUGGUUAUAUAUGAAGAUAAUGCAGUGGAAUGCUGCCAUUUGGGUUCCGGGUAAACAAGUUGCUCUACUGUCACCCAGCAGCAGCGCAUGAGAGAGGCUCGAGGACGGACUCCUCCCCACCUCCCCGUGACACUUUCAAGACAUCGCUGAGAAAGGACAACAGCCUUUUUCGGCCAGUCUGCGAACGGAGCAUUGAGACAGCGUUACGUAUAAACGACUUCACUACAGCCGGGGGUUGCCUAUAUGGCUUUCCAAAGUUCCAUCUCUGAAAACGGUGACAUCUGACGGACUCGAGCUUUAGCGCAACAUUGCUCCGAUUCUUUUCUCAUUCUUGGACUUGGACUUACCCUCUGCGCUGUUGAUUCCCAGCGAGCAGUCCUGACACGGAUCCAGCUCAGCGCAUGCCAUAACCUUACAGAGACUGCUGUAUUAGAGGAGCAUUUUAACCACAGUUUUAUACAUCUGACUACCUGUAUUGAUAUCCCUUUUUGUACAUUUGUGUGAAAAAAAUGUGUUUGCCCAAGGAGUGAUUUUUACGUGUCCUGGAACCGUCAAAGCUGACGUCCCAUGAACACAUCAUAAAACUGGAUCCGGACACAACCUGAACGAGAAGCACUACACACAGUGACACUCGCAUUUGGUAACUUCACCUGCUACGGUCGUCAAUUAAUAUUAACCAAGUGACCAGCAAGGCGUCAUCUAUAUCGCAGGUUGCGCUAUCAAAGCCCUUUACACGUAGGGGUGUAGGCGACAGCGAUUUUAUGUGGCAUUGAAUUGUGUCUUGCCUAUUUCUGCCAUUCAUAAGCUGCGACAGAGGAAAGAAAAAGCACACAAAUGUAAACGAACGAAGGCAUCUCUCCUGCUGAAGUGUACCUAGAACUGACUGAUCGUGCAGUCACCCCGCAUCGAAGAGGAAUACGUGCCGAACUUUGCUGUAGUGAUGUUGAAAGUGGAGAUGGUGCUAUUUGUCUUUCUGGUGCUAUGGAUGUGUGUAUUCAGCCAGGAGCCCAGCUCCAAGGUGGUGGCCGACCGGUAUGCCGUCUUCUGGAACCGAACCAACCCCAGGUUCCACCGUGGAGACUACCACAUUGACGUGUGUAUAAACGACUACCUGGACGUGUUCUGUCCCCACUAUGAAGACACAGUGCCGGAGGAGCGUAUGGAGCGCUACGUCCUCUACAUGGUCAACUACGACGGCUACACUACGUGUGACCACACGGCCAAGGGCUUUAAACGCUGGGAGUGUAACAGACCUCACUCCCCCAACGGACCACUCAAGUUCUCUGAGAAGUUCCAGCUCUUUACCCCCUUCUCUCUGGGCUUCGAGUUCAGACCGGGCAGAGAGUACUACUACAUCUCCUCCACCAUCACCGAGAACGGGCGAAGAACAUGCCUGAAACUCAAAGUCUUCGUCCGACCAUCAAACAGCUGUGUGAAAACUAUAGGUGUACAUGACCGUGUUUUUGACGUAAACGACAAAGUAGACAAUUCGUUAGAACCCCGAGAUGAUACAAGUCACGAGUCUGCCGAACCGUCCAAGAGUGACGCCACAAGUGCAGCCUCACACCUGCGGAUAGCCAGUCCACUGCUGGCUGCACUGCUAAUCUGCUUAGCAACACUUUUCACAUUAUAGCGCAUCCCCCUGUCCUGGAGAGGAAUUACACCCUGUGCGGCCUGAAUCUACCCAAUGAUGAGGCUGGGGCUAGGGUGGGAGAAUGGGAAGGUUGGGAGGUAUUGAGAGUGGGCUUCUAUGUGGAACACUAUUUUUCCCAGAUAUUUAAGUGGUCUUUCUCCGUCAGUGAGUUUGAAAAAGUUGAUGUUGGAAGCGGAAGAAACUGUUUCACCCUUAAAACUGUCAACUAAGAUGCCAAAUCCCUAUUUUUGACACUUAGCGAUUCUUGUUUUCCCUUCUGACAUCCCUUUACGUCAGUCCGAUUCAUUGCACCGCUCACAUACACACACAUAAAGGUACACACACCUAAACACACUUUUACACGGACAGUUUUUCAGUAGCUCUUUGGUAGGUUGUAAAGCAGUAAUACAUAGUAGGUCAUGGUUGUUUUAGCUCUUAUCUAGACAAAGAACAAUAGAACAGAUAUGGGUAGUACUCACACCUCUCUCCUAGUCUUUACAGACUCAUCUACUUCUGCAUCAGGUGGAUACUGAUAGCUGGUUGUUUGUUGGGUUUUAUAGAUAGUGGAACACAACGUAGGUAUCAGUUGAGAUACAGUGUAGAAUAUGUUUAGUAGGAGAGAAAGGGCAUGAGUGAGCUGAGUUGGUUGAAGUAUUAAGUCCCCUGGCCUCUUUGAUGAAGGUAUGCUGCCAGGUACCCUCUGUGUGUAGAGAGAAUGGUUGGAGACGUUUGGCCUGACACGAAUAAAAGACGAAUAAAAACAUUUCAUCCAAGACUUUGUGGACCGUUGGGUGGAUGAAAGAUCAAUUAUUUUAAACAUUACUCACUUUAAGAGCGGCAGACAGGCUUUAUUCACUGACUUAAUCUAUAAUUGCUCUUUAGUGCCAGACGAUGCUUCGUCAAUAAUAACAAUCUGAACCCUCACUGAUGGCAGUUUUGAUUCAGUUUGUUAUAAAAUCUUUUCACUUAGUUUUCCCUUACAUACUCUGCCUUCUCUUGCUGAUGUUUUAAAUGUCAUCUAUGAUUAUGGCAAAGACAUUUAUGUAUCAAAGUGCCGGAGGAUUUUGUGUUGUUCAAAGGUUAUGUCAACAGUUUAGAGAAGAAAGCCGCUCUACCUAUGUGAAAGGGACCAACAGUUGAAGAGGCCUGCCUGCCUCACCAUGUUACAAAACACCCCUUUUUGAAUAUGAAAUAAUACCACUUCCCUACAAUGCAAAUUCAUAUUUUUCCUACAAUUGCUUAUCAUUAGUUCACUUAGACAUACUGUAGAGCUUGGCUUAUGGAAUUGUCUCUCAGCAUAGCUUUCUACUGUACCCAGUAAGGAGGCACCACCAUGUAGGAAACAGUGUUGCUUUACUGUAUUUUUCCACAAGUCUUUACCACUCAAGCAUAACCACAACUUCAACUCUAACCUCAGAUUCAGCAGCCAUUAGUCAAAUAGUACUCAAAUGCUGUAGCUACAGUCCAUUAUAGCAGGCUGCCUGUUCCCCAUUCACCAGACUCCAUUCAUUUUACUACCGCAUAAUUCAAUCUAAUCAUAAUCAACUCACAAUGAGUAUGUUAAUAGAGAAAAUAUCCUUUAACAUCGAGGCGGAGCGCAGAGCAGUUUAGUUUGGCCACGUUUUGUAUUGGCCCCUAUUUAUACAUUGUACUGUUUUUAUAAUGACAUUCAACUUCCUUAGACUCACACAGGAUCAGAUGGUAGAUUAACAUAGUUGGAGAGAUUUGUAAAUGGAAAUACUGUUAUUCCGUUCUUUCUUUCCCGGAGUAGGAUGGACAGAUACAUGAAUUAGGUGUGUUGAUACAGGUCUCCUUUCAGAGGAUAGAGAUGCUUAGAACUCUGCAAGCAGAGAGAGAGAGAGAGAGAGAGAGAGAGAGAGAGAGAGAGAGAGAGAGAG